Messenger RNA from Ilyonectria robusta, 430 nucleotides. RefSeq lists its product as uncharacterized. The record is from RefSeq and is a predicted model, not a curated record. NCBI's taxonomy places the organism in Eukaryota, Fungi, Ascomycota, Sordariomycetes, Hypocreales, Nectriaceae. The transcript has a single exon. The annotation marks the transcript as partial.
UCAUCGAUCUUGGACAGAACCCAGAACGCCAUCGCGACCAUCUCGGAGCCCUCGAUCCGCUACCGGCAAUCCAACAGCACCCUUUCGAGACUCUCCCUCCUGCCCAGCUCCAACCCCAGCUCUGAGCCCUCCAGCCCGGACAGGAAGUACCGCUUCAAGAGCGCCUCGAACCAAUCUCUCUUGUCCAGCUCCAACCUGGAUAGCGCCCUCGCUUCCCAGGCGCCCACGGCGAACCACCGGCUGUCCCAACCCUACGCGACCACAGACCCAAACCAACCUCCUCCCAUCAAGGCUCCUCCCGCCACGGCAAACAAGAUGCAUCAAACAUCUUCGCGCUUGUUGCGCAUGACGGACGAUGACCGGCCUUUCACAAGGGCAUGUACCAUGGUUCUACGAUACUUACAUCUGCCUCGCCGUUUUUUGUGCGCCG